AUGACUCCCUUGUUUGGAACAAACUGUGGAAACUGCAAGGACUACAUCGAGCAGUAUUACCACGAAUUGGAUGCCGUAGUGGAAGGAGCAAUGACAAAUUUUCGAAGAUUAAUAAGAGAGGAAUAUGCGGGAAUCUAUAACACGGAUAAAACAGAGGAGGAACGAAUGGAUCACAUGAAAGAACUCUGCCAGGAAGUUCAGCAGCAUAUUGCCACGAAGAAAGAUAAUAUGCUCAACAAGCUGCGAGAACAGAUAGUCUCCUUGAAAAGUCUUGGUGACGCAAAGGAUGGUUUUGUGAAGAAAAUAGAAAAGGAGAUUCUCGAGCAGGAGCAGAAAUGGGUGGAACAAUAUGCCACGAUGGAAGCAACGGUUGCUGAUCUGGAAGAAGACGUCAAAAAUUUGAGCAGCCAACUCUUGGCUAAAGAUAAAGAUUGGACAGACACCAAGGACAAAUUGGCUGAUGUGACCGAAGAAGUGAAAGUCCUCCGAGACGAACUUCAAGCUGCUAAUGAGGACAGUGUCCGAGACAAGAAGAAAAUACAAGAGCUUGACGAGGAGGCAGGUCCCUUGAAAACCGAGUUAGCUGCUGCUCACACGGCUCUAUUGGCCACGCAGAAAGCAAACCUUCAGAAGAAUCAGAAAAUCUCGGAAAUAAAAUCGAAGCUGGAGAAUGCGGAAAAGAUUGCAGCCGCGAAAGAUCAAGUAAUCAAACAGAUAAAGAAAACGGCAGAGGAAAACGCAAAGGAAAUUCAAGACUUGAAAGAGGAAAAGAUGGUACAGCAAAAAAAGAGCGAGGAUGACGAGCUUGUAAUGGAGAAAUUGAAAGAGCUUCUGGAACAAGCAGAAGACAAUGAGAAAAAGAGAAAGGAGACCGAAGAACUUGGGAAGGUCAGAAGACGAGAGAGACUCGAGGAGAGAAAAAGAAAGAAGGAUAGAAAGAUGAAGAGAAAACUUGAGAAGCACGAGAAGAAGUGGGGACCGAUCAAGAUGAUGAAGACAGACGAUGAGAAGGAGAUCUGUGAUCCGUCGGAUAGUGGGUGCUCCACACCAUGA
Caenorhabditis remanei is the source of this 1053-nucleotide messenger RNA. RefSeq lists its product as uncharacterized. Lineage: Eukaryota; Metazoa; Nematoda; Chromadorea; Rhabditida; Rhabditidae. The coding region runs from base 1 to 1053 and encodes 350 amino acids. The record is from RefSeq and is a predicted model, not a curated record. The transcript is spliced from 10 exons.